Molecule: messenger RNA, 2918 nt
Organism: Ipomoea triloba (trilobed morning glory)
Lineage: Eukaryota; Viridiplantae; Streptophyta; Magnoliopsida; Solanales; Convolvulaceae
Product: phospholipase D alpha 1
Exons: 3
Coding region: 292-2724 (810 amino acids)
Biological process (GO): phosphatidylcholine metabolic process; phospholipid catabolic process
Cellular component (GO): plasma membrane
Molecular function (GO): D-type glycerophospholipase activity; calcium ion binding
Source: RefSeq, a predicted model, not a curated record
AGUCUACUCUACAUAGACACGUCAAUCUAGAAAAAAGGCAGCAGAUUUCGGGGAUCAUUCAUCACUCAUCACUCAUUACUAUCGUCUUCAUAUAUAAUAUUGUAUUUCCUAUUCUUCCGAUCUUAGACGGCAAAGAAACUCAACUCGUUUUCACACUCUUUUUCUUGCUUUAAAUCCGAACUGGAGAUGCAGGAUUCUGGAUUUACUUGCUAGAAUUUCUGUGUGUAAAUUACUCGAGCAAUUGGGGUGCUCUUUUGGUUUUUUUCUGUUUUUGGUGUUGCAGGUUGAAAAAUGGCUCAGUUUUUGCUUCACGGGACUCUCCAUGUGACGAUCUACGAGAUCGAUCAGCUUCAAGGCGAGGGCGGUGGAGGCGGCGGGGGAUUCUUCCGCAAGAUUAUGGAACAUGUUGAGGAGGCUGUUCAUAUUGGAAAAGGAAAAACUCAAAUAUAUGCUACUAUAGAUCUUGAAAAGGCAAGAGUUGGCAGGACCAGGUUGCUUGAAGAACCCAACAAUCCUCAGUGGAAUGAGUCUUUUCAUAUUUACUGUGCCCACUCGGCUUCAAAUGUCAUAUUCACUGUCAAGGAUGACAAUCCCGUUGGUGCCACCUUAAUUGGAAGAGCUUAUAUACCGGUAGAGGAGCUCUUGGAGGGUGAAGAAGUUGAUAAGUGGGUUGAGAUUCUUGAUAAAGACAAGAAUCCUAUCAAUGAAGGCUCCAAAAUCCAUGUAAAGCUGCAGUUUUUUGAUGUCAACCGGGAUCGUAAUUGGGGACGUGGAAUUAAAAGUGCCAAGUAUCCUGGUGUUCCUUACACCUUCUUUGGACAGAGAAAAGGAUGCCGUGUUUCUUUGUAUCAAGAUGCACAUAUCCCAGAUGGGUUUGUACCAAGAAUCCCUCUCUCUGGGGGGCAGUACUAUGAGCCUCACAGAUGUUGGGAGGAUGUCUUUGAUGCAAUUACUAAUGCAAAGCACAUGAUUUACAUUACUGGCUGGUCGGUAUAUACUGAAAUUUCUCUAGUGAGGGAUUCAAGGAGGCCAAAACCUGGAGGAGACAUUACGCUCGGUGAGUUGCUUAAGAAUAAGGCAAGUGAGGGUGUUAAGGUUUGUAUGCUUGUUUGGGAUGACAGAACCUCUGUAGGCCUGCUGAAGAAAGAUGGGUUGAUGGCUACUCAUGAUGAAGAAACUGAACAAUUCUUCAAAGAUACUAAUGUUCAUUGUGUCUUAUGCCCUAGGAAUCCUGAUGAUGGUGGAAGCUUUGUUCAGGAUUUACAAAUCUCUACAAUGUUUACUCAUCACCAAAAGAUUGUUGUAGUCGACCAUGAAAUGCCCAGUGGAGGAUCAGAGCAGAGGAGGAUUGUGAGCUUUGUUGGUGGUAUUGAUCUUUGUGAUGGCCGAUAUGAUACCCCGUUCCAUUCUCUUUUUAGGACACUGGAUACUGCACACCAUGAUGAUUUCCAUCAACCUAACUUUCCUGAUGCUUCAAUUACAAAAGGUGGACCACGGGAACCAUGGCAUGACAUUCACUCCCGGCUUGAAGGACCCAUUGCUUGGGAUGUUUUGUAUAAUUUUGAGCAGAGAUGGAGGAGGCAAGGUGGGAAGGAUGUUCUUGUUAACCUUAGAGAGCUUAGUGAAAUUAUAAUUCCUCCAUCACCAGUGAUGUUCCCGGAUGAUCAGGAGACCUGGAAUGUUCAACUGUUCAGGUCUAUUGAUGGAGGGGCUGCUUUUGGCUUCCCUGAUACACCUGAGGGAGCUGCCAAGGCUGGUCUUGUCAGUGGGAAGGAUAAUAUUAUUGACAGAAGCAUUCAAGAUGCAUAUAUUAAUGCUAUUCGUCGUGCAAAAAAUUUUAUUUAUAUUGAAAACCAGUAUUUUCUGGGAAGCUGUUUUGGCUGGGACUCAGAUGAUAUCAAAGUUGAGGACAUUGGUGCUUUGCACCUUGUUGCCAAAGAACUUUCAUUGAAGAUUGCCAGUAAGAUUGAAACUGGGGAAAGGUUUACUGUAUAUAUUGUUGUCCCAAUGUGGCCGGAAGGAAUCCCAGAAAGUGCAUCGGUUCAAGCAAUUCUCGACUGGCAGAGGAGGACAAUGUGUAUGAUGUAUAAAGAUAUCAUUCAAGCCAUGAGAGCCCAGGGAAUUGAGGAGGAUCCCAGGACUUAUUUAACAUUUUUCUGUGUUGGUAACCGGGAGGUAAAGAAGAGUGGAGAAUAUGAACCUUCAGAAACACCAGAGCCUGAUACAGAUUAUAUGAGAGCUCAGGAAGCUCGGCGCUUCAUGAUCUACGUGCAUUCCAAAAUGAUGAUAGUUGAUGACGAAUACAUAAUUGUUGGAUCGGCCAACAUCAACCAGAGGUCAAUGGAUGGGGCAAGAGAUUCCGAGAUAGCCAUGGGUGCCUACCAACCUUACCACUUGGCAGGUAGGGAGCCAGCAAGGGGUCAGAUCCACGGUUUCCGAAUGUCAUUAUGGUACGAGCACCUCGGCAUGCUGGACGAAGCAUUCCAGCAUCCUGAAAGCGAGGAGUGCAUCAGGAAGGUGAAUGACAUCGCCGACAAGUACUGGGAUCUCUACUCGAGCGAGAGCCUAGAACGAGACCUGCCCGGCCACUUGCUCCGCUACCCCAUCGGAAUCAGCAGUGAUGGCGAUGUAACAGAGCUCCCCGGGUUCGAGUUCUUCCCCGACACCAAAGCUCGUGUUCUUGGCACUAAAUCUGACUACCUUCCCCCAAUCCUCACUACAUAAUCACCAAACUGCUUGCCCCAUCUUUCAUCAUAAUAAACCAUUAUCCGGGGUUGAAUAACUGCGUUCUGUUUUCAUGAGUGGGCAUGAAUGAUUAAUUUGUUUUGUACUGUGUACUAUGUUUGAGUAGAACAAGACAUGGGAGUGUUGUUUGAUCUGUGCUUCUAGAUAAUGAUAAUGAAUGUGAAUUUCGUGAA